Molecule: messenger RNA, 2753 nt
Organism: Diachasma alloeum
Lineage: Eukaryota; Metazoa; Arthropoda; Insecta; Hymenoptera; Braconidae
Product: band 4.1-like protein 4
Exons: 16
Coding region: 445-2658 (737 amino acids)
Cellular component (GO): cytoskeleton
Source: RefSeq, a predicted model, not a curated record
GUCGCCACCUAAACGUUUCGUUCUGUCCUCUUGGUCUCGCCAGUUUUUUUUGAAUAACACUGCAUUGCCGCCAUUUCUCGAACGAUUCAUUGGUCCAGUGGUAUAAAUUCAAACGACACCAAUGGUUCAAAUCACCUGUGAUAUGUUUUGAAAGCCCGUGUGCAUUUUGUAUUUAUCUGUUUGUGGAGCUGUUGAGGAUUGGAUUCGCUGGAGAAUUUGCUAAUUCAUGCGAAUGGCAGUGACAGCUAUGUCUCACCAUAGGAUGAAAGAAAAUGGAAUAAAUUGAAGCUGAGAAAACGGGCUGAGAGGGAAUUAGAUAGUCAGCACUGAGGAUCAAACAGAAGUGGUGAGAAGAGGAUAGGGAGGGUCACGUUGGGUUCAGCCGAGAGGCGUUAAAUAAAGAAAAAACAGUGAAGGAGGAGGGGGGAAACGAGUGGAAAAAGGAUGGUGGUCGAAUGGCUGUGUCCUGGACUGAGGCCCACUGGUAGUCGUAGGCCUCGGAUUCUCCACUGCAAGGUCAUUCUUCUGGAUGAACACGAAUUACUGCAGGAUGUACUCAGUUCAAAUCUAGGUCAAGAACUACUCGACCGUGUUUUCCGACAUCUAAACCUCCUGGAGACAGCGUAUUUCGGUCUUCGUUACCUGGAUCACGAGAACCAGACGCAAUGGCUAGACCCCAGCAAAAAAAUUAGCAAGCAGUUGAAGGUGAGGAAGGGUGACUCAAUGCCAGAUACUCAUACUCUCUACUUUGGGGUGAAAUUCUACGCAGCUGAUCCAUGCAAACUCAUUGAGGAGAUCACAAGGUAUCAAUUCUUCCUACAAGUCAAACAGGACAUUGUUCAAGGAAGACUGCCGGUGUCUUUCGAUCUAGCGGCAGAACUUGGUGCUUAUGUCGUACAGUCGGAACUCGGUGAUUACGAUCCCAGGAGGCAUUCCCUCGGCUACGUCACGGAGUUCAGAUUUCUCGUCAAUCAAACGGCGGAACUUGAGGCUAGAAUCGUUGAGCUCCAUAAAACACUUGUGGGCCAACUUCCCUCCGCCGCCGAGCUCAAUUACUUAGAUAAAGUUAAAUGGCUGGAAAUGUAUGGGGUUGAUUUGCAUCCAGUAUUGGGGGAAGAUAACGUUGAAUAUUUUCUCGGUCUCACUCCCAGUGGAAUUAUUCUUUUGCGGAAUAAAACCAAAGUGGGAAAUUAUUACUGGCCACGGAUCAAUAAAAUGUACUACAAGGGUCGUUAUUUCAUGCUCCGAGUGAGUGAAAAGAACUCGGAGGAACGAACUCACGGCUUCGAGACACCGUCGAGAGGUGCCUGUCGUCACUUAUGGAAAUGUUGCCAGGAGCAUCAAGCCUUCUUCAGAUUGAUGGCCACAGGUCCACCCCCAUUGAGUCCCUAUUCCCGUUUUCGUUCUUACAGUCCACCGACCUCCGAGAAACAUCAUCAGGGCUCAAUUCGUCGUAAUCCACCGCCAACAUUUCAGCGUGCACCGAGUCGUAGGGCCCAGAGGCGUGUAGUUGAGGGCCAAGAGAUGGUUGGCCCGUUCGUCGAAACCCCAGCAAUCGAUCGUAACAUUACGAUCAACUCGAGUAACUGCAGUGCCUCAAGGCACAUAAAUAAUUCCAGUCCAAGAAGUACCAGAAGUGCUCCAUGGACGCAGAGUCAACCGCGUGGACUUUAUACAUCGUCAAGCCCACGUUCUGUUAGAUCAGCAGGAACUGCACCUGCUCUGCUGAGUAGACUCCAACGAAGGAGCAGCUCCGUUGAGAGCCAGAGCUCUGGUGACAGUCACAGUCGCAGUGGACACAGAAGAAGAAGUCACAGCCACAGUCACAGGAGACACAGUCGCCACUCCGACUGCGAAUCCGAAAUGUCUCGGGGGUCCGAUAGCAGAUCUGGGCAUAGAAAACAUCGCAGAAAACACAGAAGUUCGCGAAAUUCACGACACGAAUUGGUGGACUCUGAGCCACAAUGGAGGGAGGCUCAGAGGAGGAAAGGAGAAGGAGUUCAAAGAGCCGUGGUCAGUCAUACAGAGCCCAGGAGACGACAUAGAAGCAGACAUCGAUCCCCAUCCCAAAAACUGCCAGAUGAACUUAGAAAACACUUAGAGUUUAGUUUAAUCGACACAUCAGGCAUGAGUGAACAACAGCGUCGUGAAAUAUCCUACAAAGUCGUACAAACGCAGGGACUUGCCCAGAUGCAUCAACAGUCUGUCAAUCCACGUCUUAAUGGCGUGGACGCCUCGUUACCUCCUAGACCGAUUGGCACGAUCGACAGAAGGGAGAGACGAGUGCGUCACAGUCGAGAGGGAAUUUACGAGGCAACUUCGAUAAGAUCCAGUCGAUAUGAACCGAAGUAUCCGGAUGUUAGGUACGAUUAUGAGAGGAGAGAUUACGACGCGAGUGCACGAAAUAGCCGAGUACUCGUAGGGAGUAAUGCGGACAGUGGACUUGGUGAGAGCACACCCCAGGAUUUCUCCAGCUGCUGUUCAAGUUCUGCUGACAGUACGAGAGCACCACGAAUGACGCAAAUGCCACUUUUGGGGGAUGGGCGCUAUGAUCUGCCUUCCAAUCAAGAAAAUUCGCCUGUUGAUGCUACUCUGGAUGCAGUACUUCAGCCAAUUAUAUCAACUUUAACGCGAAGGUCUAGGAGUCAUCCAAAGUGAAUUCCAUCCCUGGAUAUCAGCACCAUGAAUGAACCAAUGUUUUGUACACUUAAUAAAUGUUCAACUCUGUAUUUCAAUAAAAGAUGAUAAUCGUA